AUGUCGGAAAUUGUAUUCGAACUUCAUGAAACUAUAGAAUGCUCACUGAAAAGGAGUGAACAAGUUUUAGAGCAAGCUUUGCUCUCCUAUGAACAGUUCGUGAAACAAUCAAGCAAUGAUAAAUUGCCUGAUUUGAUGGAUACAACAAAAUUAAAACACAAGAUGAAUUUAUUAGUGUUGGAGAGGUUGCAAGCUUUGCAACAAAUACACACAACAUUCUUUGAACCUCUUAUGAAAAUGACAGAGGCUGAGGAAGAACAAUCUCAAAUGCAUGAAAAUCUAUUGGAGAAUCAAUUUUCAUAUCUUCAUCAUGAUGAUAAUAUUUCAAGUGAGGAAAUGGAACUUAACGCAAUGAAAAAGAUUUAUAAUCUCUUGAAAACGAAAUUGUCAAAAACUAUUGACAUGAAACAACAGGAGGUAAUUAAGCAAGAUAUUCAAAAAGUAGAACGGGAAAUCAAAUCAUUGGAAUCAGAAUUAAUAAUUGGACCUAUUGAGGAAACCUCAAGGAUACUCUCUCAAAUUGUGGAAACACCAAUCAUUCACUCUAAACCACCAACCCCAAAAAACCAUUCCAGCAGUCCAAGAAGUCAAUUGAUUGUCUCAAUGCCAACAGUCCCAACUGUGGUUUUCACUCCACCACUAGAAAAGAAAACUGAAAACCCUCACUUCCCUCCUUCCCAUCCACUCCAAACAACACCUCAAGAAUCCACUGAGCACUCUGGCUACUGGUCUGGAAUUUCUUCCCUUUCUGCUCAAAAAAUAGAAGAGAAGAAGGAUACCUCUCCAAGUUCAGAUCUAAAUUCUCAAUUAUUCGAGUCAAUGAUUUUCGAUACUAAGGAUCAUUCUCCAACAUUUAACGAAACCAUUCACGAACAAUCUUCCAUCAUGUGUGAUGAUUCCCAAAUCAUUACCUCUGAUUCAGAUUCUGAGAAUGAAAUGUAUGAUCAUAUAUUUCUCACCUCUCAAUUCCUAACCAAAUGUAAAGUUGAUACACAUUAUAGAACUCCAGUCAGAGAAGAAUUACGUACACCAAUUAAGAAUCCAACCACAAGAAGGCUGUCAGAAAUCAACUCUAGACCAUCCCUUUUACAAUCUCCCAAAACACCUCAAAAAGGAGACACGCCAAACAAGACGAGUCCUCCAUCUAAGCAACUAGGCUCAUCCCUCUCAGAAAAAAGACCAAAACCAACAGCAUACAGAAGAAACAUGAACAAUAGAGAACCACCCCAGGUUCCAAAUCAUCUUGGGCUUAGUAAUUCAAUUCGAUUGGCUAUUCCUGCAAAAAAGACAAUUACCAAGUAA
Molecule: messenger RNA, 1302 nt
Organism: Naegleria gruberi
Lineage: Eukaryota; Heterolobosea; Eutetramitea; Acrasida; Naegleriidae
Exons: 2
Coding region: 1-1302 (433 amino acids)
Source: RefSeq, a predicted model, not a curated record